AGUUUCCUGUUCCUUUUUCCUCUCAGGAGCUUCACCAAAUGAAUGUCUGUGUAACAGACUUCAGGUGAGGGAGCCUAUCAGCUUGCACGUUUUAUUUUGCUGCGUCAGCAGCGUCAGCAGCGUCAGCAGCGCUGGUAUAUAACGGCGCGUCACGUCACUGACCGGUACUCCUUUACAGGACCUACAGCUGCGUGUAUCAGAGCGAGCCUGAGAGCGAGCAUUUUUUGCUAGCUACCGAGCGACCCCAUCUGAUAUACACGGAGAUUUUCACUCGAUUUUCUAAAGCCUUUCCACCUUCCAACGACUUGUGCACCUUUAUCCCUUCACCUGGACCUUUGGGACACACAUCUGACAGGAGACCGUCCCAUCUUUCUUCCACAGAGCAGCAGGACUUGGUGCGAAGCACGAUGCCUCGUGGUAAGUCCUAUCGCCGCUCUCUGGCAGCCAAGAAGCGAAUGGCAGAGCAGCGAAGCGCUGGCGUUGAACGCUUCAACGCCAGUCCCUAUGGCUCCAGCAAUGCCAGUGCACGGCAUGGUACUGGGUACCGCCAUCCCGUGCAGAAAUGGCCAGUUUCGUCGCUGUCUGGGAAGCAGCACAAACUGGUGUUUAUGCCCGAGUCUCCUGACAAGAAGUUUGUUCUUCUUGUGGGUGAUUCCCACCUUCGUGCCAUCGCCGACCGGCACGUGUCCAUGCCAGAGGGAAGGUUUUCCUUUGGCAUCAUGUCUACACCCGGGGGCGCUGCUCAUGAUUUGAGGGCUGAGCUUGUGCACGCUCACGUCCCUCGAACUCCUGAUGCAGUUUGUCUUCUGGCCCCAUCCAACAACCUCACACAUUCCAGGACCAUCUCAGAUGCUGGUGCCGACUUCACCGAGCUUCUGAAUGCUGCCUGCAAUCGGUGGUCCAACGUUGUAGUGGUGGAUUUCCCCCCCCGCUUCAACUGCGACCAGCAGUACCAAGAACUGCUGCGCCAGGAAUUCCACAGGGUUUGUGUCCGCUUGGGUGUGCGGUAUUUUCCAACGGCAUGUCACUUUCCGUUGGAGAACACAGACCUGUGGGCUAGAGAUGGCAUUCACCUGUCAGAACCUGAGGGCAUGAGCGUGCUAUCACAGCUGAUGUGGCAGGCUGCUUACGUUACACUUGACACAGUGCCACAACCCCCCGCUGUGAAAGCACCCCUCAGACCACUAGCACCAUGCAUCAAGCCAAAACUUGUUGUGAAGGGUGAGGACACUCCACCACGUCCUCCGGUGAACCCCUUCGUGUGGCGCACUGUUCAAAGGGGCAAAGAGGGGAACUCAUCAGGGGAGCCUGGCCGGUCCUCUGGUGUGCUUCCUCAGAGAAGGAAGGUACAAAAGCAGGUGGUGAAGGAGUGUACCAUCCCGCUAAACCCAGUCUGGUUUAGCUUUGCCCUGUUGGAUGAGAUGGACAAGCUUGUGCCAUCUCAUCUCCCUGGUACCGCGGUUCCAGAGGGCAAGCAGAAGGCCUUUGUGGAGCGCAGGAGGAGUGCUGCCUCCAAGAGGUGUCGGUCCGACCGGCAGGCGGAGGCAGUGCAUCGCGUGGUGGUUGUGAAGGCGAGGGUCACUUCUGCCACGUUCAUGCGGGAGACGGCGGAGGCGGAGGAGGCGGUUCCGAGUGUUGUGGGAGCGUCCCCCGAGUCCCCUGUCCAGUCCCCCGACCAGGCUGCGCCGGUGGAGGGUCCUGCCCGCCCCCAUCGCACUCAAAGGCCCGUCAAAGGUCAGAGUGUUGCAGCUCCAGUUUGCAUGUGUUCUGAGCGGUUGCCCCCACCUUUAGUUUCAGGCAGUAGUUUUGUAGGUCAGUACUCUGACGUGAAUACUUUGCUCACUUGUAGUGCUGUGGCUGCGAUCAAACACAUGAUUGCACCUGUGUGUACAUGGCGUGGCAGGGACAUAGACGAGGUCAGGUCAGAAGGGACUAAGUUGGUGGAGUUUCUGGUUGAGGAGAGUAAGAAGGUUCCAGCAGGAGAAAGGGAGUUGUGUACGCUUAUUGAGAAGCACACAGUCUUUGGAGGGAAGUGGAGCGUUGACAUUGGUAGGCCAGAGUACUUUGUAGUGAAGCCACCAGGGGAGGACACACUAGUGUCUGAGAAGCUGCAGGAUCUGUUGUUGAGGGAUGGCAUGUGUCUUUUUGGUGUUGAUGGUCUUGCUACUGCAGUGAUACAACACAAAGAUUACAUUGUUGUUGUUGACUGCAGCACACGUGAUGCCAGUGGUUGUGAUCCUAGCUGCAGCAGAUCUGUGGCUGUGUUUAACACAUGCCUGAACGACCUGAUGUUUCACAUCAGGGGUCUGCAGAAGUCUUUCAACGCACAGACGUAUGUUGUUGCCAGCAUGUCUGUGAAGCCGCUUGAUGUUGGACUCGGUGUUGAGACUGUUUCAGAGGUUGCAGACAGUGAUGGUGACAUGCAAGUUGCAGGUGAGGUUCAGGAGAGCAGCUCAGUCAGGUCUGCAUGUCAUGUGAGAUCAGUGCAGGGAACUUUUCAUCAGGGACAUGAUCAGUUUGAGUUUGGAGGAUUUCAGUGCAUGGCCAUAAGCCUCGUUGGAAUGGCGAAACACACAACUGACAGUGUGUUUUCAUGGCAGUCAGAGACCUUGGAUGAUGUUGUCGUGUCAGGGGACAAGUUGUAUGCCUCUUUAAGGAAGAACAACUUGAUCAGUGAUAAAGUAUCACUCUUUCUUUGUGUUCCUGAUUUGCCCAAACAGCAUGUGGUUGAUGGGCAGAGCUUUGACUUUGAAUACGGUGACUUUGUAAGUGGACUGGUAGGUGUGGAUGAUGGUCCCAACAUUGAGCUAGGUGUACAUGUGAGCUUGAAAAGGGGAUUGACAGACAUGUUCACUCAAUAUGACACAUGUCUGUUGACAGUGCAGGGUAGCACUUGUGCUAUCAUCCAUCAGGGUGGACGGUAUGCAGUGGUUGAUUCCCAUGCUCGUAGUGCUGAGGGAAUGUUGCAUGGUAACGGGAAGAGUGUUGUUGUGUAUUUCAGUUGCAUUGAUCAUGUCUAUGAUCACAUAUGCAAGUUGUCCCGCAUGUUGCCAGUAGGUGUCAAGCAGUUUGAGAUAGCUGGUGUUCGUGUGUCUCUCCCAGGGUUAGUUGUUGACGGUGAAUUGUCAUUAGGACAGUCACUAACUGUAGAAAGCAGAACAAGUUUGUCUGAGGAGUCUAGCAGUCAGCCAGAGGUCAGCUGUAGCAGCAGUGUGAGGGCAGAAAAGCACAAGAAGUCAGCAGGACGUUUUCUGUCAAAGAAGUUGAAAAGGAGUGAUGUCAUUGAAGUUGAUUCAGAUGUUGUGUUUGUUAGUGAUGUGGCUAGUAAAGGACUGCAGUUUAAUCCUCUUCGUAGGGAAGUUGCAGAAGCGUUGUGCAAACAGUUGAACAUGGAGUCAGAGAUGGUUGAUGCAGUUUCUUCAGAGGUUGGUCAGUUAGGAGCGCCGUGUAAAAAUGAGUGUAUACAGGGUGACGGUAAUUGUUUCUUUCGAGCAGUCAGUCAAGCUGUUAGUGGUACUCAGAAGAAUCAUAGGAAAGUUAGACUAGCAGUUGUGAAGCAGAUAGAAAGUAAUGUGGCUAAGUACAAGAGUCUUUUGAGGAGUGAGUUUUCUUCUGUGGCAGAGUACCUUAGGGAGUCAAAAAUGCAGUUUGUUGGCAGAUGGGCUACAGAGGUAGAGAUUCAAGCAGCAGCAGAUUGUUUAGGUGUGAGUAUAUUUACAUAUCAUCAGGGUCGCUGGCUUGAAUAUAGUUGUAGAAAUAGAAAGUUUUCAAAUCAGGGAGUUUAUUUAGAACAUUGUAAUGACAAUCAUUAUGAGACUGUUGUUUGUGUUCAACAGCCUCAAAUGCAGGGUUGCUAUGGCUAUUGCAGAGUGGAUGAGUAUUGUAAGACAGGUUACAAUAUUAGACAGCGUAAAGGAAAAGAGAGUGCUUGUUUGGGAGCUUCGAUUUCAGCUGCAAGUUUAGAAGUAGAGCAUAUAGAAGGUGAUGUUGCAAAACAGCCCCAGCAUAGUACAUUGUCAAUGUAUUUGAAAAGGAAGAGGAAAUUAGAAGAGAAAACUAGAUACGAGGAAAAUACAUUGUAUAGACUGAAAGGCAAGGAAAGAAAGUCAAGUCAAUACCAGGGAAAUUUGAGGUUUAGGGAGAGAGUAAAGGAAACAAGUAAGGAAAAGAGUCAAAUUAAGUAUCAUGAAGAUUCCAUGCAUAGAGAGGAAGUUAAGAGAACUAGUAAGGAGAGUAGUAAAUCUAAAUACCUGGUAAAUACUCGGCAUAGAGAGGAUGUGAAGAAAAGGAGUAAAUCUAAAUACCUGGUAAAUACUCUGCAUAGAGAGGAUGUGAAGAAAAGGAGUAAAUCUAAAUACCUUGUAAAUACUCGGCAUAGAGAGGAAGUGAAGAAAAGGAGUAAAUCUAAGUACCUGGUAAAUAUUCUGCAUAGAGAGGAAGUGAAGAAAAGGAGUAAAUCUAAGUACCUGGUAAAUAUUCUGCAUAGAGAGGAAGUGAAGAAAAGGAGUAAAGCAAAGUACCUGGUAAAUAUUUUGCAUAGAGAGAAAGUGAAGAAAACGAGUAAAGGGAAAUAUAGUGUUGAUCAUUUGCACAGGCAACGAGUAAAAGCCAUGAGUAUAAGGAAGUACCAUGGUAAUGCAGAGCAUAGGGAGAGUGUUGCAGCAAGUAACCGGUUAGGAAGGCAGAAUCGGAAAGAAAAGGCAGAACAGUUUGAUUUUGUUAUGGAACAGUUUCUAAAGAAAGUAGAUGAUGGUCCAGAUUUUGUUUGUUGUGUCUGCCACAGAUUGUUUUUUAAACAUCAGGUUUUAAGUUGUAAGAAGGAAGAUUACAACAAAAGUAGAGGAGUAGCUUUGAUAGCAGAUCAAUGUUUGACAGAAGACUACUUGCAUAAAUGUAGUCAGGACUGUGAGGUGGCUUGUAAGUUGAUAGAUUCACCAAGAGGUCAGAUGUGGAUUUGCUACACCUGUCAUUUAAAGAUUAAUAAAGGUGAAGUCCCACCUGAAAGUGCAGUUAAUAAUUUGGGACUUAAUCCCAUUCCUCCAGAGUUGGCAUGUUUGAAUAGCUUAGAGCAACAUUUGAUAGCUUUGCACAUUCCAUUUAUGAAGAUGUUGGCGUUGCCUAAAGGUGGGCAGAAUGGUGUUCAUGGACCGGUGACGUGUGUUCCUGCCAACAUUGUUCAGACAGACAAUUUGUUGCCCCGUUCCGAAAUGGAAGGGUCUUUGUUGAGGGUGAAGUUGAAGCGUAAGUUGACUUACAAAGGCCACUAUGAGUAUCAGUUUGUUGAUACGAUGAAGGUUAGGAAAGCUUUGGUUUACUUGAAGAGGACUAAUGUGUUGUAUGAAAAUGUAGAAUUUAAUGAACAGUGGCUUAAUGAGUUUUGUAAGGAAGAAGAGGAAGUUUUGGCAGAGGUUAGUGUUCCUAAUGUAGAGAGUUCAGAUGCAGCUACAGAUGAAGCAGAGGAUGAGCAGCUGCAUGACAGACAGCAGCACUGUAUGUUUCAGGACACGUGUCUCAUGCCUGUUGAUUUAGGUCAGGAAGCACUGGAUCAGUAUUUUGAUGAUACAUUGAAUUUGGCUCCGGCAGAAGGAAAUAGUCCUGUUAGGUUGUUGUGCGAUGAGGCAAAUGAAGCUAAAUCUUUCCCAGUAUUGUUUCCGCAGGGUGGUAAUACAUUUCACGAGAGUAGACAGCACAGGUUGACUUUGUCCCGAUAUUUGAAUAACCGUGUUUUACAUGCAGAUGGUCGGUUUGCUCGGAAUGUCGAGUAUAUCUUCUUUGCCCAGUAUAUGUCAGAGUUAGAGCAGGUAGUGUCUAAAGUGUCUAUAGCCUUACGGAAAGGAAAAGGUCAUCAGUCUCAAAGAGUUGGUCAGGAUUUGUUGAGAGAUGAAGAGUCUUUGAAGCAGUUGUUGGAGUUUGAUGAUGGCUUUCGUUUCUUAAAACCUAUUAGAGGUACUCCAGCAUUCUGGCAAGGAGCUCAGAAGGAUCUUUUGGCUUGUGUUAGGCAGCUAGGUGUUCCUACAUGGUUUUGUUCUUUUUCCUCUGCUGAUAUGCGAUGGAAAAAUCUGUUGAAUAGUAUUUUGAAACAGGAGGGUAGGACACAGACUUUUGAAGAGCUAGAGUGGGCAGAUAGGUGCGAGUUGUUGCGCAGAAAUCCCGUCACAGCAGCCAGAUCUUUUGAUUUCCGUUGGCAUUGUUUUCUCAGGGAGGUUCUGAUGUCUCCAGCUGAGCCGAUAGGUAAGAUCAAAGAUUACUUCCAUAGGGUAGAGUUUCAGCAGCGUGGCUCACCACACAUUCACAGUUUGUUUUGGAUUGAGAAUGCCCCAAAGAUUGAUAAAGAUUCGGAUGAGGAAGUUGUUGCAUUCAUUGAUAAAUAUGUAACAUGUGAGCUGCCGUCAGAGGACGAGGAGUUGUUGGAUAUUGUAAAGUCAGUGCAGCAACAUUCAAAGCGACAUUCUAAAACUUGUAAGAAGAAUAAAACUGUUUGUCGUUUUAAUUUUCCCAGGCCAGCUUCAGGUAGAACUUUUAUAGCUCGUGGUAAAAGUUUAGAGGAUUUAAAGAAGACCUGCAAGUGUCGGGUAGAGAAGACGGGUAGUUUGGCUGUGUGUACAUGCAAAAGUCAGAUUGAUAAGGACAGUGAGAAAAGGAUGAGGGACCACGCAGCAGACAUUUUGGCAGCAGUGAAGAAGGCUCUUUCCGAUGAGAAUAGAAGCUUUGGUAGUUUGGACGAGUUGUUUGACAGUUUAGGGAUCACCCAGAGAGCUUUUGAGAGAGCUUAUAAACUCUUUAGUCGGAACACACAUGUCGUGUUGAAAAGAGAGGUUAAUGAGGUUUGGGUGAACCAGUACAGUAAGCCACUUUUGAAAUGCUGGAAUGCCAAUAUGGACAUUCAGUAUGUUGUUGAUGCAUAUGCAUGUGUGGUUUACAUAGUCUCUUAUAUUUCAAAGGCAGAGAGAGAGAUUGGACUGUUGUUAGGGAAUGCUCAGAGAGAAGCAGCUAAGGAUAAAAAUCUUAGUGCCAAGGAUGCUUUGAAGAAUCUAGGCAGUGUUUAUCUUCACAACAGAGAUGUGUCGAGUCAGGAAGCGGUGUACAGGUUGGUACCCAGCAUGCACCUGAAGGAGUGUUCUAGGAAGGUUGUGUUUGUCCCAACAGGGGAAAAUGUUGUGAAGAUGAGUCUGCCUUUAAAUGUGUUAAAACAAAAGGCAGCGUCAUCACAGGGUCUUACUUCAGAAGACAUGUGGAUGACUAGUUUAGUGGAUCGCUAUAGGAACAGGCCGGAUGAUAGCGAGUUUGAAGACAUGUGUUUGGCAACUUUUGCGUCAGAAUAUCGUGUUCUGAGCAAAAAUGAGAAGAGUCAGAAUAGGGUGAAACUGAAGAAAGAUUUUGGUUUUGUCUCAAAAAGAACGCGUUCACAACCUGCUGUUGUUCGUUACGCGCGCUUUUCUGAGACAAAAAAUCCAGAGUCUUUCUUUCAGAGCAUUUUGCAGUUGUUUCUUCCCCAUCGUGUUGAUAGACAGCUUAAACCCCAGAACUGUGAGACUUUUGAGGAUUUUUACAAGAACGGUCAUGUGAGAUUUAGUGAUGGUUCCAGGCAUUCGGUGAAGUCAGUUGUUGAUAUGAACAGGAGCAGAUUUGAGAUGGAAGCAGAUAAAUUGGAUGAUAUCCAACAUGAAGUGGAUAGUAAUGUUGUGUUAGAGGAUGCCUGGUGUGAGCUGUGUCCAGAGCAGGAACUUGAGCGUUUACAGAGUCUGCAAGAGCAGAGUGAGACAGAGCAGGUAGUAGAGGAGCAUGUCGAAAGCAUUCCUGACUUGGCAGUUAGUAGCAAAGAGAUUUGCCAUGUAGAGAAAAGAAGUAAUGUUUUGAGCAGAAGUGACGGUUUGGCAUUGGUUAGGUCUCUGAAUGAGACACAGUUGUCUGUUUUCUACCAGAUUCGUCAGUGGUGUUUAGAUAGGAUCAAUGGGAAAAAGCCAGGUCCCCUGCACGUGUUUGUAACCGGCGGGGCUGGUACCGGUAAGAGUCAUCUGAUAAGGGCUAUUCAGUACGAGGCUAUGAGGUUGUUGUCGCCAACAUGUCGUCAUCCUGACAACACCUGUGUUUUGCUGACUGCUCCUACAGGGAUUGCUGCAUACAAUCUGCAUGCAGCAACUAUUCACAGCACGUUUAGCAUUGGAGUGGAUGUACGCUUACCGUACACUCCUCUGGGUGAAGAGAAGAUCAAUUCUCUGCGUGCUAAGUUGUGUGAUCUGCAGAUUUUGAUUAUUGAUGAAAUCUCCAUGGUAGAUCACAGAUUGUUGGCUUAUAUUCAUGGUAGAUUGAGGCAGAUCAAACAGACUGGUGACUUUGCUCCGUUUGGUAACGUGAGUGUGAUUGCAGUGGGGGAUUUUUUCCAGUUGCCUCCCGUUAAAGGGAAACCACUGUAUGUUGAUGAUCAGGGUGUGAACUUGUGGUCCAGUCUGUUUAAGGUUGUUGAACUAACAACAGUUGUUAGGCAACAGGAUCCAGUCUUUGCAGAGUUGUUGAACAGGGUCAGAACUCGGUCUAAAGAGACUCCAAUGCUGCUCAGUGACAUUAGGACACUGCAGCGUUGUGAAACCGGUGAAGUCAGCUCAGCUUUACAUAUUUUUCCGACAAACAAACAGGUAAAUGAGCAUAACAUUCAGGAGCUAUUCAGGACUUGUCCUGAAUAUGUUGAGAUAGAGGCACAGGAUUAUGUGAAUAGUAAAAAAACUGGGAAGUUAGAGUUGAUUAGUGGACAUCACAGCAGAACGUAUAACACAUCUUUAGAGGAAACACUUCCCUUGGGGAUAGAUGCCCGUGUUAUGCUCUGUAAGAAUGUAGAUGUUUUGGACGGUCUGGUUAAUGGUGUGUGCGGUAUUGUUACCCACAUUGUGUCAGCGAUUGAGGGUAGGUUUCCUAAAAAGGUUUUUGUAAAGUUUGAUGAUGAUCAGGUUGGUGCUCAGAGGAGGAAACGGUCUGUUGGUGUUUCCAGUGAUUUGGUUGGUUCUACAGGUAUUGACCCAGAGGAAGAGAGGGUGACAAACAAAGGUGGAUUAAGAAGGCAGUUUCCACUCAAACUGGCUUGGGCUUGUACAGUGCAUAAAGUGCAGGGGUUGACUGUAGACAGUGCUGUAGUGUGUCUAAAACGAAUUUUCACAGCAGGACAGGCGUAUGUGGCCUUAAGCCGGGUUAGGAGUCUGUCUGGUUUGAUCAUUCAAGACUUUAAGGACAAGGUAAUUUACUGUAAGGAUGACAUCAAGGAUGCAGUAAAGAUUAUGCCUCCGUUCUUGGUCAUACCCCAGCACACAUCAAAUACACCUACAUUUUCUGUGUUUUUGAUGAAUGUGCAAAGUUUGAGUCUACAUGUGUCAGAUUUAGCUUUGUGCACACAGCAUUUGCAGCCUAACUGUAUUGCUGUAACAGAAACAUGGUUAUCCACUGAUUCUGUUGUAGAAAAUGUAAAGAUCGAUGGUUACAGUUUCCUGAACUCUUCACGAAGUGAAUCUUACACAAGUGACCACCCAGCUUUGGUGGCAGUGCAAGCCCAACAACAUGGUGGUGUUGGCAUGUUUAGUGCAGACAAUGUGGCAUUUGACAUAAUCAAAGUGCCACAUGUGAAUUUGGAGUGUUUGGUUUACAAGUAUGUCAUUGUUGACCUACUAGUCGUGGUCAUUUAUCGACCGCCCUCCUAUCCCAUGCUUUUGUUUAAGGAGAAUCUGAGCAAGUUGCUUGAUUGGCUUAACCCACUAAGUGACACCAUUGCUGUCAUGGGAGAUUUCAAUGAUGACAUUUUGAGGUCAUCAUCAAUCUGCAAUUUUGUCACAGAGAGGGGUUUUGUUCAGCUAGUGGCACAACCCACCACAGAGAGAGGCACACUUAUUGACCAUGUGUAUGUGAAAACAACACAGUACGAGGUACAGUCAGUAGUGUGGCCUACUUAUUUUAGUGAUCAUGAGGGGAUUCUUUGUUGUUUUAGAAGUACAUCUGAUCCAAGUGAUGAGGCAGAGUAGUGUAAACUUUUGAUGACUGCAGGUUUCUAGUGAAAUUGUGAGCUUUUUGGUAGGUUUAACUUUUAUGGUUGGUUCAUUGGUGGGUUUGCAUGGAAUAGUCUGCAUGUUUAGGGGCAAAAAAAAAAAAAAAAAACACAAAAAAAAAACAUUUGCAUGCCUUUCUCUUUUUGUCUGUUGUAGUGUGAUAAUGUUAUGUUUAGUGCUAAGGAAAAAAAAAACAAAAAAAAACAUUUGCAUGCCUUUCUCUUUUUGUCUGUUGUAGUGUGAUAAUGUUAUGUUUAGUGCUAAGGAAAAAAAAAACAAAAAAAAACAUUUGCAUGCCUUUCUCUUUUUGUCUGUUGUAGUGUGAUAAUGUUAUGUUUAGUGCUAAGGAAAAAAAAAACAAAAAAAAAUAUUUGCAUG
Notolabrus celidotus (New Zealand spotty) is the source of this 10403-nucleotide messenger RNA. RefSeq lists its product as uncharacterized. Gene Ontology annotation, molecular function: ATP hydrolysis activity; DNA helicase activity. The transcript has 14 exons. The record is from RefSeq and is a predicted model, not a curated record. The coding region runs from base 408 to 10001 and encodes 3197 amino acids. Gene Ontology annotation, biological process: telomere maintenance; DNA repair. NCBI's taxonomy places the organism in Eukaryota, Metazoa, Chordata, Actinopteri, Labriformes, Labridae.